AUGGCUCCGAAGGGAUGCGCAAAGUGUGGAGUUCCUGCCGAUCAUAAAGCAUCCCAAUGCAAAAGGGCUGAUUAUCAUCCCUACGACGAGCAGACUUGCGAUCAAUGUUUCCAGGAAGGCCAUGAAUACGAGCAAUGCACCGAUCACAUCAACCCGCCGUGCAGAGCCUGCGGCCACGGAGAUCACCAGAGCAACCCCCAUAAAUCAUGUCCUCUCACGAAGAACGUGCCAUAUGCGGAGCUCCCGGAUGCCAAAAUCAACCAAUUCACACCAUCAUACCGUGCGAAAGCUCUUGCCGCAAUCGAGGCAUCAAAGAAUCUACAGUCACCAAACGCCAAGUCACCACCGAACUCACCACCGACGGGGUCCCUGUCCAGAAACCUCUCUCUUCGGCCAAAGAGCCAUUCAAAAUCUAUCUCAAGUCCCAGCAAAGGAACCCCCCGCCAGACAGCGCCAGCUAAGCAAGUCGAGGAAGAUGAUCCCAAGCUUGCUCAGUUGAAGUCGUGGGCUAGUGCCGAGAAGAGUAUGCCAUCCAAGAGAUCAACGGCAAAAAGCUCUGAAGAGAAGAGCGCCGACAUACUGGCCAAUUUCUUCGAGAUCAAGCUCGAGACCCCUCGGCUCCAACAAUACAGCAUCACUGUCGAGGAGGAGACACUCUCUGGUGACGAUUACGGUGAUGAAGAUGGGGUCGGGCCAGACUUCAAAAGGAAGAGAAGGGUCAAGAAAGAGACGAAGCGGUUCUUGAUUCAGAACUAUUUGAGCAAGAACAAGCCCGCUCACGGGAACUGGGCCACAGACUGGGACUCCACCAUCAUUUCUGUCGGAAGUCUGUAUCCUCCAGAAAAGUUGGGAGUUCUGAUAGAGCCACCCGCUGCACCACCGAAUCCGCACAAAAGCAACAAACCUCCACGAGUUCCUCCCCCACGUCUGCUGACUUCUGUCUCGCUUGUUGGUCAGGUUGACAUAGCCGGUUUGAAGAACCAUGUCGGAGGGAAUGGCAAGGAAAGUAUGGAGAAUCCAGGCGAAGUUCUGAAGGCACUCAAUAUCAUCUCUUGGAAAGAUAUCACCAAGCCUGAUACCACUAACCUUGUUGGUCGAGCAGGGAACAAGUUCUAUCCAGCAAGUCAAGAGGCGGAAGGGAGAAAGUCAGAGGAGAGGCGAGAGAUCUACUUUCUUCGACAUGGAUUCUUUUCUUCGAUGCGUCCUGGUCAAGAUUCUGUUCUACUCAAUGUCAACACCGUAACAACGGCAUUCCUUUCGCCCAGAAACCUACAAAACUGGAUGGAACUGGCAUGGUCUGGGUCUUUUCCUGGACCUGGGUCAUUCAAGGCAAAGCUGAAGGAUGUUCGGGUUAAAUUGUUGCUUCACGGCGCUAACAGCCGCCUUUGGGUCAUUCAAAACCUCACUCCAAAUCGUGUCUCUCAAACAUCAUUUAAAGAAAAGGAUGGGACUAUCAUAAAACUCGCCACUUAUUUGCAACGCCAAUACCCCAAAACAUACCACGCAAGCACUGCAGAUCAGAACUCUUUCGUCAUCAAUGUCGGGGGCGUUAACAACGAGAUCUUGUACCCAGCAAACCAAUUGACGAUUGUUGACUGGCAAGUCGCGAAAGAGUCAGUUGAAGAAGCGUCUGGCAUUUCAAUGGUCACUGCAGCAACGAAGAAGCCUCAGCAGAAUAUGGAAUUGAUUCUGGCAGAAGGUCUUAAAGUCCUAGGUUUGAAGCCACUGCAGAGCUUCUACAAGUCAUUUGGUAUGGUCCCUUCUCCGAAAAUGAUCAACAUGAACGUUCCUCUCCUGCCUAGUCCGAGAAUCAAGAUGGCAGACCAGAAGGGCGACAGAUUCAAGCACCCUGAAACUAUCAAGGGCGAGUGGCGGAUUACUGGCCAGAAGUUUUACUACAAAGCAGUCCAAUGUCAAAGGCUCUGCGUGAUGAGCUUCAUCAAAAAGAAAGAAGCUUUGCCAGGGGUCAGCGCCUUGAACGCUGACCUGUCUAGCUAUGGGAUCACGGGAAACGAACCUGCGAUCGUAUGGUCCAUUCAAAGUAUGGCGGAUCUGAAUGGCCCAAGAAAUACCGGAACGGAUUACCGAAGCCGCUGUGAAUUUAUUUUCCGUAGUGCUGCAAACGAAUUUGGUACCCCGAGAGCCACCAUUAUUCUAGUAGUCUUGGAGGAGAAAGAUAUCAAAUUCUACCAAGAAGUGAAGAGAUGGGGCGACUGUGUAGUUGGUAUCCCGACUGUAUGUGUCACGGCAUUUAAGCUCGGAAAAGUCAAAGCUGACCCUAAGCUCAGAGCAAAUAUCUGCCUCAAGAUGAACUUCAAGCUCAAAGGAGUCAGCCAUAAGAUCGAACCUACUGGCCAAAGGACAUUUAAACCUAAAGGAAUGACUGGCGCUAAUCUUCGCACAAUGAUCAUGGGAGCCGAUGUCACACAUCCUGGCAAAGGUCUUGAGAACUGUCCAUCUAUGGCGGGCGUUGUUGCGACGAAUGACGACGAAUCGAGCUGUUACCUAGCCUCCGCUCGGCUUCAAAAGGGAAGACAAGAGUACAUCCAGGACUUGCAAGGCAUGGUAGAGGAGCGGGUCAUGGCCUGGGUCGAAAAGGCUAGAGAGGACAAGUCGCUCAGAGACACUGCCCAGGUAUUGCCCAGCGAGAUUCUGUUCUAUCGCGACGGAGUCAGCGAGAGUCAGUAUGGCAUGGUCUUGCACGAAGAGAAGCCGCAGAUUUUCCAGGGGUGCAAAAAUGCCCUUGCGAGGCUGAUGAAGGGACAGUGGCCUGAUGUGCCAGCAAGCGCAAAGAAAUGGGUACCAAAAUUGACCUUGAUUGUCGUCACCAAGCGACAUCAUGCCCGCUUCUAUCCGGAAAAGAAGGUCAGCGCUGGCAGCGAAGAGGAUGUCAAUGUUGCGUGUGGCAUGGUAGUUGACAACAAGGUGGUGACACCGAACCAGUGGAGUUUCUACCUCCAAAGUCACACGAGCGAGCUGGGUACAGCUCGUACUGCCUACUACGUCGUCCUCUACGACGACGCGGGCCAAGAACCCAUGGCGCUGCAGAAAAUUACGAACAACAUAUGCUACACGAGCGCCAGAGCGACCCGAGCUGUCUCGGUAUGCACCCCGGCCCGCUAUGCCGAUAUUCUGUGCGAUCGGCUUCGCUGCUACAUGAAGCCCGUCCUCGACAUGUCGCACGUAAUCGCUGCUCCCACUGCUCAGACUGCUCAGACUGCUGCUCCUUCUUCCAGCUCCUCGAUGAACAUCACUCCGGCAACUUCUUCGCCGGAGACGUUGGAGAAUACUCCCAGCUAUGUCCGACAUGCUCGGAUUGAUCCCAAAGUAUGGAAGAGAGAUGCAACGGAUGGACGUAUUAACCCUUGGCCGAAGAGUCUUGACAACUGCAUGUUCUAUUUGUGA
Drepanopeziza brunnea f. sp. 'multigermtubi' MB_m1 is the source of this 3405-nucleotide messenger RNA. RefSeq lists its product as uncharacterized. Gene Ontology annotation, biological process: regulatory ncRNA-mediated post-transcriptional gene silencing. The record is from RefSeq and is a predicted model, not a curated record. Gene Ontology annotation, molecular function: single-stranded RNA binding; protein binding; RNA endonuclease activity. NCBI's taxonomy places the organism in Eukaryota, Fungi, Ascomycota, Leotiomycetes, Helotiales, Drepanopezizaceae.